Messenger RNA from Aureococcus anophagefferens, 989 nucleotides. RefSeq lists its product as hypothetical. The transcript has a single exon. Lineage: Eukaryota; Pelagophyceae; Pelagomonadales; Pelagomonadaceae. The annotation marks the transcript as partial. The record is from RefSeq and is a predicted model, not a curated record.
GCGCGGGCCGCGGCCGACGCCGACGCGCUCGCCGAGCGGCAGCGCGCGGACGCGGCCGCGCGCGCGGAGGAGGCGCGCGCGCGGGCCGCCGCGGCCGAGGCCACGCCCUGGGACGGCACCGUCAAGCGCGAGGAGGGCGACCGCGUGCUCCAGGUCUACCUCGCGGACGACGCCGCCGAGGAGGACGACAGGGACGCGGAAUUAGUCAAGCGCGCCCAGGCGGCGCUCGAGCGCUCCGAAGCCCUCGAGCGGUCGCGCGCGCUCCUCGAAGAGGUCCGCGACGACGCCGCCGCGCCGCCGCGCGACGACACGCCGCCGCCGCGGCAGCCCACGACGCCGAAUCCGCUGACGCGGGCCUUGGCGUCGGCGACGGCGAAGGCGACGGACGGCGUCGGCGCGGCCGCGUCCAACGCCGUCGGCUCCGCGACGGCGGCCGCGGGCGACGCCGUCGGCUCCGGCGCGGCGGCCGCGGGCCGGGGCUUGGGCGCCGCGCUCUCCGGCGCGGCCGGCGCCCUCGGCGCCGCGUUCGCCGGCGCGGCCAAGGCCCUCGUCGAGGAGGCCGUCGUCAAGCCCGUCAAGUCGGGCGCGGCCGCCGCGGGCGACGGCGCGAAAGCCCUCGUCGAGGAGGCCGUCGUCAAGCCCGUCAAGUCGGGCGCGGCCGCCGCGGGCGACGCGGCCGCGGCCGCGGCCACCGACGUCGCCGGGUCCGCGCUGAGGACCGUCGCGUCCUUGCCACAGCGCGCGCUCGACGCCUACAGCUACGAGGACCCCGACGUCCCCGACCUCACGAAGCCGCCGCCGGCCGCCGUCGCCGCCGCGACGGACGCGCUCGGCCCCGCGGCCGUCGCGGCGCUGCAGACCCUGUGCAUGGACCGCAUCCUCGUGCUCGUCGACGAAAAGGUCAUCAAGCGGCGCGACGUCGAGAAGUUCCACCAGACCAUGGUGGCGAACGAGCUCGUCGCCGCGGCGGCCGCGCUCCGGGACGUAAA